Messenger RNA from Maylandia zebra (zebra mbuna), 2483 nucleotides. RefSeq names its product eukaryotic elongation factor, selenocysteine-tRNA-specific (gene eefsec). Gene Ontology annotation, biological process: selenocysteine incorporation. NCBI's taxonomy places the organism in Eukaryota, Metazoa, Chordata, Actinopteri, Cichliformes, Cichlidae. Gene Ontology annotation, molecular function: translation elongation factor activity; GTPase activity; GTP binding. The record is from RefSeq and is a predicted model, not a curated record.
CUGGGAUAGAAUACACUGACACUAGGGAAGACUUUCAACAGUUUCCUCGAAAGUUAUGUCAGAUUUAUUACUAAACCACACGCUGUAAGCCACAAAGUAUUCGUAUAUUUUGUUGCGGCUUUGCUAAAUAAGCGCAGUCUGUGGCCAUAAACUAGCCCCGCUUUUUGUCUGUUUUUGGAGCCGAGUUAAGCGUCUCUCCCAGAGUAGAGAAAAAUACGCGCUCCAGGUAAGAGUUCAACAACAUGUCCGAAUCUUCUGACACCCGCACGAAAACGUUAAAUUUCAACGUCGGCGUGCUCGGACAUGUCGACAGCGGGAAGACGUCGCUCGCCAGGGCGCUGAGCAGCACCGCGUCCACUGCCGCCUUCGACAAGAACCCGCAGUCCCGCGAGAGAGGCAUCACUCUGGACCUCGGCUUCUCCUCCUUCACUGUGGAUCUUCCCGAUCACCUGCGGGACAGCGUGGGGAAGCAGCCAUAUGACAGCCUCCAGUUUACCCUGGUGGAUUGUCCGGGGCACGCUUCUCUCAUUCGAACUAUCAUUGGAGGUGCCCAAAUCAUCGACCUGAUGAUGCUGGUGGUGGAUGUGGUGAAAGGGGUGCAGACUCAGACUGCAGAGUGUCUGCUGAUAGGGGAGCUCACCUGCCCUCGCAUGGUUGUUGUCCUGAAUAAGAUUGACCUACUGCCACCCAACAAGAGACAAAGUGCCAUUGAGAAAAUGACCAAGAGACUCCACAAAACACUGGAAAGCACCAGAUUUAAGGAUUGUCCUGUGAUUGCCGUAGCAGCAAAGCCAGGGGGUCCCGAGGCUCCUGACACAGAGGAGCCACAGGGAGUGCCACAGUUAAUAGAGCUUUUGAAGAAACAGACAUACCUACCAAAGAGAGACCCUGGAGGUGACCUCCUAAUGGCUGUGGACCAUUGUUUCUCUAUCCGUGGUCAAGGAACAGUCAUGACUGGGACCAUCCUGCAGGGGUCACUGGCCAUUAAUGACACUGUAGAAAUCCCAGUGCUAAAGGUGACCAAGAAGAUAAAGUCGGUGCAGAUGUUUCGGAAGCCCGUGUCUGGGGCCAUGCAGGGGGAUCGGGUGGGUGUGUGCGUAACACAGUUUGACCCUAAACUGUUGGAGCGUGGUGUGGUGUGCACCCCUGAAUCCCUGCGCACGCUCUUUGCAGCUGUCAUCUCUGUAAGGAAGAUAGGCUACUUCAAGGGCUCUCUGUCCACCCGUGCCAAGUUCCACAUCACAGUGGGUCACGAGACAGUCAUGGCAAAGGUGACCUUCUUUGGCCUGCCACCUGUGGGUGCCUCAGAGCCCCCUCCAGACUCUAAGCCGCCUCCAUCAGAGCCCUGCUCACUGGAAACUCCGUUCACCUUCGACAGGGAGUACUUCUACCAGGAUGAAUAUGUAACUGGUCAGGGAGAGGGGAGUUUGGGGCCUGACCCAGAGCAGUGGGCUCUAUUGGAGUUUGAGCGGCCAGUCACGUGCCCUUUGCUCUGUCUAGUAAUUGGCUCAAAGCUAGAUACAGACAUCCACGCCAAUGCAUGCCGGCUGGCUUUCCAGGGCCGUCUGCUGCAGGGGUUUGAAGAUAAAAACUACGCUGAGACCGAUCUACCUCGUCUGCGCAUUUACAAAACCAAGCACAAGGAGGGACAGGUGGAGAGGGUAACCGAUGAUUACACUGUGAUUGGCCGCAGCCUGUUCAAGAAGGAGACCAAUCUCCAGCUCUUUGUGGGGUUAAAGGUCACCUUGUCCACAGGAGAAACUGGUGUCAUUGAGGGUGGGUUUGGCCAGAGCGGGAAGUUCAAGAUUCGCGUACAAGAGGGUCUUCGACCAGAAACCAAGCAGCUGUUUUCCUCCGCCUCUAAGAAGAAAGGGAAGAGUGGGAGCAAAGGUGCAACUGCAAAUGAAGAGGAGCCCAGAACAGAUUUUCAGCCUGUUAGCAUUCACUUGCAUUUCAAGCGAUAUGUCUUUGAUCCCCAUAAAAAGAUGGUUCAGUCUUGACCUCUGCUGCGCACACUUAUAGACAGACACCAUUGGUGACAGAGAGUAAGAUAGAGAAGUUGUUUGAGAAGUCUUGGCACAAAGAGAGGUGACUGCCAGGCUGUGUUAACUCUCAUUGCCUUUCUUUUUUUCUGGAGAUGGAGACAGUCUGCUGAAAUGCAAUGAUUGUGGGACGCUAAACGCAUGCAAAGCAGUGAUUGUUUUAUCUCAGUUUAACGAGCUGGAUCUAAUCCUGUUUGCUCCAUCAGAAGGGUGAAAGCUGCUCAACAGAUCUCAAUACGUUUGAUUUAUCUUUGAAAGAAAUCAAGGCUUUUGUUCUUCUUUAUUGAUAAAAACAGAAUUGAUUCAAUCAUUCUGACUAGAAACUAACUUUUGUCUUUGCUGUUUAUGUGUGUGUGUUUAGUUUUUUUAUUUUAAAUUUCAUCUGAGAACUUGUUGGCAUAAAGACUUUAGCACUGUAGAAAUACUAAACUCACGUUCUUU